Molecule: messenger RNA, 1284 nt
Organism: Brassica napus (rape)
Lineage: Eukaryota; Viridiplantae; Streptophyta; Magnoliopsida; Brassicales; Brassicaceae
Product: telomere repeat-binding factor 4-like
Exons: 6
Coding region: 81-986 (301 amino acids)
Biological process (GO): nucleosome assembly
Cellular component (GO): nucleosome
Molecular function (GO): double-stranded telomeric DNA binding
Source: RefSeq, a predicted model, not a curated record
AAAAGACUUUUUGUUUGGAUUGGGAACAAGAAGAUUGCAUAGACAGACAAACGAAGCUGCGAAGAGGGGACGCGAUAGAGAUGGGAAACCAUAAGCUCAAAUGGACGGAGGAGGAGGAAGAGGCGUUGCUCGCCGGCGUUCAGAAGCAUGGGCCCGGAAAGUGGAAGAAUAUUAUCAAAGAUCCUGAGUUCGCUGAUUCCCUCUGUAAUCGCUCCAACAUCGACCUCAAGGAUAAAUGGCGUAACUUGAAUGUUCCCCCUGACAUUCAAGGCUCAAUAGAUAAGGUGCGGACACCAAAAAUCAAAGCUGCAGCUUUGAAUCUAGCCGCCGUUGCAGCUGCUGCUACCAGUACUCCACCACCUUCUAGCGCGACCCCUUCUCCGGUUGCUCCCCUCCCUCGUAGUGGAUCUUCUGAUUUGAACGUUGAUGAUAGUUGGAACACUAUGGUGGAUGCAAAGAAUGCUCCCAGGUAUGAUGGGAUGAUAUUCGAAGCUCUUUCAGCGUUGACGGAUCCUAAUGGAUCUGAUGUCACUACAAUUUUCAACUUCAUCGAGGAAAAAAAACAUGAAGUGCCACCAGGUUUUAAAAGGGUCCUGGGAUCAAGAUUGAGGAGGCUUGCUGCUCAAGGCAAAAUUGAAAAGGUUAACCAGAUAAGAGCAGGAACGCAGAACUUCUAUAGGAUGUAUGGUACUAGCUUCUCGGGAAUGAGAGCGCCGGUUGUAGCGAGACCUAAAGAGGUGAAUGUGAAACCCCGGCAGACAAACAGUCAACGAGUACUCACGGUUUCGCAGAAGGAGGUUGAUCAAGCUUCAGGAACCGCAGCUUUUAAGUUCGCGGAGGUAGAAAAAAAUUUAGAAUUGGUCAAAAGAGCUGCAGAACACAAAGAAAGGAUGAUAAAACUGGCAGAACAAGCUGAUAUUAUUCUACUGCUCGCGGAAGAGUUGCACGAAGCAUGUUGUCAGGGAAACAUUGUGGAACUGAAUUGAGGUUGAUGGAAACAAAAGAAGCAAGCACAGAUUGAGUGAGUCUUAGUUUUGGUAUAUAUACUGAUAGUAAUUGGCUAUUAGCUUGCAUUCUUUUGUUUCUUAUGAUGCCAACUUAGGAGUAAUUGUUUGCACAAAUAACAUUUUACCGUUCUUUAGUUUACUAAUAAAAAAAAAGGUAGUUGAGGGUAAUUAGCCAGAAACAGAAAUGUAUUGUGUGGCUUGGAAAGUACAGUAUUAAACUCUUAUCUUUUACUUUGUGUCAUGUUUUUUUCUUUUCAAUCAAAAUCAAUUAGUAUAA